UAAUGACACAGAACUAUCCUCUUCUCCAUUACAAUUAAAUGGAAGAAAACAAGUGAAUUAGUUAAAAUAAAUGCUAUAAUUAAUCAUUCUCGCUGGCCGCAAAAACAUAUAUCUUCAACUGCCCAUCAUGCCAUUCGUUAUUAUUCGUACAUUCUACAUCCCAACAAUGCAAAAUUCUAAAUAAGUAUUUACAAUGAACCACAUAUAACGGAAGAUUAGAUUCUUUUUCUACGCGUACUCCAUUUGCUUCUGUUUUAUGAGACUGUCUAUUAAGUGCACCCAGAACCAAAAUAAAUUCCCGUUAGAGACAUAUCCUAAAAAAUGAAGAAACCCAUUAUCCAUAUUGAAAAUAAAACUGAAGGUAAAACAGAAGAUAAUGUUUCCCUAAUGCCUUGCUUUAUUGAUUUUGAUGGCCCAGCUCCAGUUUCUGAGUUUUUUCACGACAAAAUUUCGAAAAAGGAUGAUUCCACGAAUACUGACUUGGUAUAUUUUCGAGGUAGAGAGCUAAAUGGAAAAACACUAAAACUGCCAGAUGGUUAUAUGGGUGAAUGUGUCCAUCUUCCAUUACCGGGAAGCGUAGAUCAAUCUCUCACUGGUAAUGGACAAGACAACAUUGAGGAUGAAGCAAGUGUUUCUGAAGAGCAUUGUCAAACAUCAUCAACAUUUUCUCAAUUCAGAAUUUGGGACCGCGAUGUAUCUACAUCAAUCGAACAAAACCAAUGGUACAAAGGUAUCGUUGAGUGGACUCAGUUUGCAUCCAAAAUUGCUUAUACGGAAUAAAAACCUAGGAAUAUACCAGUUUUCAAGGAUCCCAAACACAUUUCCUUCCUCCUCUCUUUUUCAUUUCACAUCUCUUUAUAAAUAAAUUUGUUUUCUUUCUUUUAAAAUCUUUAUUUAAGCUAUUUAGACUUUUACUUAUAACCAAGACUUUAAUAAAUUCACUUUUAUUAGCAUAUGCUUAUAUGCUAAUAUGCUUAUAGUA
This is a messenger RNA of Schizosaccharomyces octosporus yFS286, 982 nucleotides long. Its product is annotated as ribonuclease H2 complex subunit. Lineage: Eukaryota; Fungi; Ascomycota; Schizosaccharomycetes; Schizosaccharomycetales; Schizosaccharomycetaceae. Gene Ontology annotation, cellular component: ribonuclease H2 complex. The record is from RefSeq and is a predicted model, not a curated record. Bases 322 to 780 code for a protein of 152 amino acids. Gene Ontology annotation, biological process: RNA catabolic process. The transcript has 2 exons.